Molecule: messenger RNA, 1074 nt
Organism: Galeopterus variegatus (Sunda flying lemur)
Lineage: Eukaryota; Metazoa; Chordata; Mammalia; Dermoptera; Cynocephalidae
Gene: MRPL39
Product: mitochondrial ribosomal protein L39
Exons: 10
Coding region: 2-1018 (338 amino acids)
Cellular component (GO): mitochondrion
Molecular function (GO): RNA binding; nucleotide binding
Source: RefSeq, a predicted model, not a curated record
AAUGGAGGCGAUUGCCGUGGGAGUCCGUGGGCUGCGGCUUGGGCGGAUCCCUCCCCUCGGCGGGUCCCGCUGCAGAUUUAUAGCAACAUCUCCAGCUUCUCAGCUGUCACCGACCAAAUUGAUAGAAAUGCGAAAUGACCUCUUUAAUAAAGAGAAAAACAGGCAGUUGUCAUUAACUCCCCGAACUGAGAAGAUUGAAGUUAAACACGUUGGGAAAACUGACCCUGGAACUGUCUUUGUGAUGAAUAAAAACAUUUCAACUCCUUACAGUUGUGCCAUGCAUUUAAGUGAGUGGUACUGCAGGAAGUCCAUUCUAGCUCUUGUGGACGGACAGCCUUGGGACAUGUAUAAACCUUUGACCAAAUCCUGCGAAAUUAAAUUUCUUACUUUCAAAGAUCGUGAUCCAGGAGAAGUGAAUAAGGCUUAUUGGCGUUCUUGUGCCAUGAUGAUGGGCUGUGUAAUAGAGAGGGCAUUCAAAGAUGAAUAUAUGGUCAGUUUGGUCAGAGCUCCAGAAGUUCCUGUUAUCGCUGGAGCAUUCUGUUAUGAUGUAGUUUUGGAUAAUAGACUUGAUGAAUGGAUGCCAACAAAAGAGAACCUACGUUCUUUCACAAAAGAUGCUCAUGCUUUAAUUUAUAAAGAUCUUCCAUUUGAAACUCUGGAAGUUGAAGAAAAAGUGGCAUUAGAAAUAUUUCAACACAAUAAGUACAAAAUAGAUUUCGUAGAAGAGAAGGCAUCUCAGAAUCCUGAGAGAAUAGUCAAGCUACAUAGAAUUGGUGACUUCAUUGAUGUGAGUGAGGGCCCUCUUAUUCCAAGAACAAGUAUGUGUUGCCAGUAUGAAGUGUCAGCGGUUCACAAUCUUCAACCCACCCAGCCAAGUCUUAUACGAAGAUUCCAGGGUCUCUCCUUACCCAUUCACUUAAGGGCACAUUUUACGAUAUGGGAUAAAUUAUUGGAGAGAUCUCGGAAAAUGGUAACUGAAGACCAAACUAAACCAACAGAGGAAAGUGCGUCUACCUGAUAACUGCUAAAAAUUUAAAUAUGUAUAGUAUAAAUAAAAUAGAAUUUUUAAUGUAA